AUGGAGACUAAAAACGAGCACUCGCAGGAAAGCGGGCAGCUGGCACUAAACACCGAACGAGAGGCUCGUCGAUCUCGCAGCCCUCGCCCAUCUCUUAAGUCUAAAGCCGUCCGAUACCACUCCCCACCCCAAAAGCGGCCUUCCUUUCCCACGCUUUUGGGUACGCCACGUUUCACGCCCCUUAGCUCAACCAAGAUGCCUCUUCAGGGGAGACAACGCGAACGUACUCCACCAAGGCAGCAGACUGCGCCAGGUAGACUUAGCUUCAAGCAAGGAGGACACAGCACCGCUUCUCACGCGACAGUCGAAAGUCGCCUUAUCGAGGAGCUGGGAGCCCGCGUUGAGUCCCAAAAUAAGGACAUUCGCAAUCUCUUGGAACGAGUCACCAAGAUCGAGGUCGAGAGGGACCGUGAGAGUGAGAAGAACCGCAAGAUCGAGGAGCAAGAAGGUCUCAUCAAGACACUGCAGGAAGAGAAUCGGAUGUUGAAGCGACGGCUGGAUUCAUAUGCCCCUAGCCCUCAUGUCGAAUACACUCCUUACCCAAGCGACGCAUGA
Molecule: messenger RNA, 555 nt
Organism: Fusarium tjaetaba
Lineage: Eukaryota; Fungi; Ascomycota; Sordariomycetes; Hypocreales; Nectriaceae
Exons: 1
Coding region: 1-555 (184 amino acids)
Source: RefSeq, a predicted model, not a curated record